Molecule: messenger RNA, 1257 nt
Organism: Phialemonium atrogriseum
Lineage: Eukaryota; Fungi; Ascomycota; Sordariomycetes; Cephalothecales; Cephalothecaceae
Product: WD40-repeat-containing domain protein
Exons: 4
Coding region: 114-1028 (304 amino acids)
Biological process (GO): COPII-coated vesicle budding; positive regulation of TOR signaling; protein import into nucleus
Cellular component (GO): COPII vesicle coat; nuclear pore outer ring
Molecular function (GO): protein binding; structural molecule activity
Source: RefSeq, a predicted model, not a curated record
CGACAAGAAGGCAGAAUAAGAAUAUCUGGCCUAUCCCCAUUGCCAUCAGAAUAGCAAUUCGACCACCUCUACAAACCAUUUCGCUCAUUUUCCGACGAUACGAGGCUUAAAAUAUGGCGGCAGGGGCGCAAGUUAUCGCCAAUUCCGGCCACGAUGACAUGAUUCACGAUGCCGUUCUCGACUACUAUGGCCGACGACUCGCAACCUGCUCUUCAGACCGGACAAUCAAGAUCUUCGAGAUCGAGGGCGAGUCACAACGGUUGAUAGAGACAUUAAAAGGACACGAAGGCGCGGUAUGGUGCGUAUCCUGGGCGCACCCCAAGUACGGCAACAUCCUCGCGUCGGCCGGGUAUGACGGCAAGGUCUUCAUCUGGCGCGAGCAGGGCGGCAGCUGGCAGCGCAUCUUCGACUUCGCGCUGCACAAGGCGAGCGUGAACAUUGUGACGUGGUCGCCGCAUGAGGCUGGCUGCCUGCUCGCGUGCGCCUCGUCGGACGGCAACGUGUCGGUACUCGAGUUCAAGGACAACAGCUUCGAGCACAGCAUCUUCCCGGCCCACGGCCUCGGCGUCAACUCGGUCAGCUGGGCGCCCGCCACCAACCCGGGCAGCAUCGUGAGCAGCAACCCAGGCCCGGGAGCGACGGGGAACCGGAGGUUCGUCACGGGGGGUUGCGACAACCAGCUCAAGAUCUGGGCCUACGAUGCUGCCGCCAACGCCUACAAGCCCGAGAGGGAGCCGCUGACCGGCCACACCGACUGGGUCCGCGACGUCGCCUGGAGCCCCACCGUGCUGCAGAAGAGCUACAUUGCCAGCGCGUCGCAGGAUCACACCGUGCGCAUCUGGACGAGCGACCCCUCCAACCCGACGCAGUGGAACUCCAAGGUGCUGAACUUUGACGCCGUUGUGUGGCGCGUCAGCUGGUCGUUGAGCGGGAACGUGCUGGCGGUAAGCGGGCAGGACAACAAGGUGACACUGUGGAAGGAGAACCUGAGGGGAGAGUGGGAGUGCGUCAAGACCAUGGAGGAAUAGAUGCGAUGGGGAAGGUUGGGGCUGGGUGUGUGUCGCUCCUGUAUGGCGUUAAGGGGAGUUGGUAGAAAAAGAUUCCGUUCUUACGAGGCCGCUUAUCCUCAUAUCCCAACGUUCAGGCCCCGCGAAUGGAAGCAAGACUUUUGCAGUCAAUACUUCAUGUUCUGAUACAACCUAGGUAGGCACCACGGCAUUGUAAUAUAACCAGGGCCGAAUUGCUACUCAACUUACA